Messenger RNA from Amborella trichopoda, 950 nucleotides. Its product is annotated as heavy metal-associated isoprenylated plant protein 39. The record is from RefSeq and is a predicted model, not a curated record. Lineage: Eukaryota; Viridiplantae; Streptophyta; Magnoliopsida; Amborellales; Amborellaceae. Gene Ontology annotation, molecular function: metal ion binding.
AGAGUGAUGUUGACCUCGCUCUCUCUUAGAGAUUAGGCGCAAGAAGCCAACGGCCACGACCCCUUCCUCCUUUCCUUCUUCAACACCGCCAUUUUUUCUCUGUAAGUCUAGAGAGAGAAAGCAAAGACUUCAACCCCCGUAGAUAUCCUUUCCUUCCUGGAAACGCCUCAAUUCCCUCUUUAAAUCAUACCCCUCCUCGCUCACCACACUUCAAUUCUAUCUGUGAUCCUUAGAUUUCAUUUUCUCUCUCUAAAAAGGCACGUUGCAGAACCUGUGGAAUCGAGGGAGGAUCUUCAGAAGAGAGAAUGAAGAAAGUGGUUCUGAAAGUCGAUUUGCACGACGAUGAAAGCAAGAGGAAAGUAUUGAGAGCAGUGACGAGUCUCCCAGGCAUUGAUUCCGUAUCAGUUGACAUGAAAGACAAUAAACUAACAGUGGUUGGAGAUGUGGAUCCAGUCCAUAUUGUGGGCAAAUUGAGGAAGACUCGGCACACUGAGAUCUUAACAGUCGGCCCCGCAAAAGAACCAGAGAAGAAGAAGGAGGAGCCAAAAAAGGAUGAUGCCAAGAAAGAUGAACCAAAGAAGAGUGAGAAAGAACAGAUUGAAGAACUGGCGAAACUUUACAGGGCCUACAAUCCUUACAUGACGACUCACUACCAUGUCACAAGUGCAGAGGAAAACCCAAAUGCUUGUGUCAUAUGUUGAUCAUCAAUUUGUUCUACUUCGAAAAGUUGCAGAGAGAGAUAGGGGCUCUUGCGGCUGAAUUCGUAGAGCCCAUAGCGUUUGUACAGAGUAAAAUCUAUCGAAAACCCGAUCUCUUGGUGUUUUCAUAUUUUUUAUUUAUGAGUUGUAUGUAUUCGUAUGAGUUUAAGUGACUGUGGGUGCAGAAUUCAUGUUUUGCGACCUCUAAUUUUGUGGAGUUCAUGAAUUUUGGGAUCUCUGUAUCUCUCUUUC